Molecule: messenger RNA, 4081 nt
Organism: Myodes glareolus (Bank vole)
Lineage: Eukaryota; Metazoa; Chordata; Mammalia; Rodentia; Cricetidae
Source: RefSeq, a predicted model, not a curated record
GCUCCAUGCCUCUCUGGUGACGUCAACACCUUUGGCAUAACCAGGCCAUAGAUCCUCUGCAGGCUUACGGAGCCUCAGCUCUUUGGCAAACUCCCUGACCUGACUGCAGGACAGGCGUCUUUUUACAGACCUGAAAUCUCUUUGCAAGGCCUCACGGUUUUCCCCACCUAUUCUCGUCUGUUUGCUGGAGGUAUCCUACAUAGGAGGCUCUACCGUGUCUAUAGAGCUCUCCCAGGCUUUAAAGCCUGCCUCCAACUUGGGGCCUUUCUGUGGCCACGGUGUGGCUCCUGUCUGCGGAGCCUUCUGCAUCACUGCGCUUGCCCGUAGCUUCGGACGCUGCCCCUUCCACAGAGUCCUUUCUUAUUCCCGUGAGCAUAACCAUCCCCAGGCUACUAAGCUCCUGUGCACCUGCAGAACCCAUACCUGUUUGCGGAGCCUUUCUCAGCUUCCGGUCUUUGCCUAUUUGCCCAGUCUGUCUGACUUUCCCUGGGCAGUGCCUGGGUCUCCCCAAAGCUGUCCUUGUAUACAUGGAGAGCCCCUGUUUGAAGUCUUCCUUUCUCUCUGGAGAGCUUGAGUCGUUCAGUGCUUCGUCAGUCUGCAGAAGGUGUGACUGUUUGUGAAGUCCCCAUCUACACAGCCUGCUGCACUGCGCAGGCCCUGUGUCUACUUACACGCUUGUUUCUAACUUUGUCAGACCUUUGUGUAGCUUCUGCCUUUCCUUGAGGUCAGAACCUGCCUUUUCAUACAGCGUUGAGCCCCACUGGUUCCUUUUGUAAGAGUCUAAUUUGGUACUAUCUACAGUAACUGUCCAGAGUCUGCAGACCCUAGGUCUGGCUAAAAGCUGUCUCCAUGUUUCUUUUUCCCUUUGAUUCUCUUAGACAAGAUCUGCCUCAGAUUCUCUCUGUAGCUGAGAAGAAUCCUGUACUUCCAAUCCUCCUGCCUCCACCUCCUGGGUGUUGGCAUUAAAGCCAUGCACCACCAUGCCCGGUUCUGUGUGGUGCUGGGGGUCAAACCCAGGACUUUCUGCAUGCUAGGCAUUCUACCAACUGAACUGCACCUCAAGCGGUUGGUGGCCAGUUUCUAACUCUGUCUCCAGAUGUUGCUGCGAGGUGAAGGGCACUCCUGGCCAGAGAGCUCUGCCUGCUGGAAAGCAUGCCCACAGACAAACCAGGCUGCUGUAUGCCCAUCACUGCGUCUCUCCCGGUUUGCUGAAGUUUAUCCAGGCCCCCAUAAGCCCGUCCACUGUGCCUGUCCUGGUCUGCUGAAGUUGCAUGUUUAACGAAGGUUACAUUCUCUCGUGAAGGUGCUUUGGAAAGCUUCAGGUGGCAGAAGAAUUCUUGCUUGGAGCCUAUAACACACACUUGUGUUAGCAGAGACUGUCCCCCAACCUUUGCAUCACCAUCGUUCUUGCCUAGCCUAGGAUGGACACCAACCAGGACCUCCCAGCCAUUGACAGCCACAGAGCUCUCCAAAUAUGGAUUACUGAGAACCUAAAGAUGCUGCUACUGCCUGAGAGGGCCCAUGGGAAUUUUUUCGAGGAAUGCUGCUAUAUCAUCCUUCACGUCCCUCAGAGCCCAAAGGCUAACCGGGGAGGGUCCAGCGACCUGCACUACUGGAUUGGAAAGGAGGCCAGUGUGGAGACCCAGGGGGCGGCAGUUACUUGUGUGCAGCGCCUCCAGGAGGUUCUAGGAGACCAGACGGUGCUGCACCGAGAGUCACAGGGCCAUGAGUCGGACUGCUUCCACAGCUAUUUCCACCCUGGAGUCAUCUACAGGAAAGGAGGUCGAGCCUCUGCCCUCAAGCAUGUGGAGACCAACGUGUACAAUGUCCAGCGACUGUUGCACAUCAGGGGAAGGAAGCAUGUGUCUGCCACCGAGGUGACCUUGUCCUGGAACAGCUUUAAUAAGGGGGACAUCUUCCUGUUGGACCUGGGCAAGGUGAUGAUCCAGUGGAACGGACCCAAAACCAGUAUUUCUGAGAAAUCACGGGCCCUGGCCCUGACUUGUAGCCUCAAGGACAGGGAGCGUGGUGGCCGUGCCCAGAUCGGUGUGGUGGAUGACGAGAACAAAGCCAUGGACCUUGUACACAUCAUGGAGGUUGUGCUGGGCUGCAGAUCAGGCAGCCUGAGUGCCGCUGUGCCCAGCGACAGUGUUAGCCAGCAGCAGAAGGCCAACGUCCGUCUCUACCAUGUCUUCGAAAAGGGAACGGACCUGGUGGUCCAGGAAUUGGCGACCCGCCCACUGACCCAGGACCUCCUGCAAGAGGAAGGCUGCUAUCUCCUGGACCAGGGUGGCUUCAAGAUUUACAUGUGGCAGGGACGGAAGUCCAGCCCCCAGGACAAGAAGGCUGCGUUGAGCAGGGCUGUGGGCUUCAUCCAGGCCAAGGGCUACCCAAGCUGCACCAACGUGGAGGUGGUGAGCGAUGGUGCCGAGUCGACCGCCUUCCAGCAGCUGUUCCAGACGUGGUCGAAGGAGCCAGAUGGGAAAAAACACAGAGGAGGCCAUAAACGGAUGCAGGCAAAACUGGAUGUAAGCAAGCUGCACACCCAGCCUGAGCUAGCAGCCCAGCUCAGAAUGGUGGAUGACGGCUCUGGCCACGUGGAGGUGUGGUGCAUCCAGGACUUACAAAGGCAGCCUGUGGACCCCAAGCACCACGGCCAGUUAUGCUCAGGAAACUGCUACCUUGCCCUCUACACAUACAAGAAACUUGGCCAUGUCCGGUACAUCCUGUACCUAUGGCAGGGCCACCAGGCCACCAUAGAAGACACCAAGGCCCUGAACUGCAAUGCUGAGGAGAUGGACCUCAUGUACCAUGGAGCACUGGUACAGGCACAUGUGACCAUGGGCAGAGAGCCCCCCCACUUCCUAGCCAUCUUCCAGGGGCAGCUGGUGGUCUUCCAGGGGAGUGCAGACAACAGAGGGAAGAGGCCGCCAAUCUCCAGCACGAGGCUGUUCCACAUGCAGGGGGCUGACAGCCACGACACCAGAACUUUGGAGGUGCCAGCCCGCGCCUCCUCCCUCAUGUCCAGUGACAUCUUCUUCCUGGUCACAACGGAUGUCUCCUACCUCUGGUUUGGGAAGGGCUGCAAUGGGGACCAGCGUGAGAUGGCGCGGAUGGUGGUCACCGUCUUCGCAAGAAAUAACACAGAGACAGUGCUGGAGGGUCGGGAGCCUCCCCACUUCUGGGAAGCUCUUGGAGGCCGAGCCCCCUAUCCUAGCAACAAGAGGCUUCCCGAGGAGGUCUCCAGCACCCAGCCCCGACUGUUUGAAUGCUCCAGCCCCUCAGGCUGCCUGGUCCUCACGGAAGUGGUGUUCUUUGACCAAGAGGACUUGAACAAGUAUGACGUCAUGUUACUAGACACCUGUCAGGAGAUCUUCCUGUGGCUUGGGGAAGAAGCAGGUGAGCAAAAGAAGGAGGCUGUGGCCUGGGGCCGGGAGUACCUGAGGACUCACCCAGCAGAGAGGAGCCUGGACACACCCAUCAUUCUGGUCAAGCAGGGCCACGAGCCUGCCACCUUCACUGGGUGGUUUGUCACCUGGGACCCCUACAAGUGGAUGAACAACCAGUCCUAUGAGGAGGUUGUGGAAGGAAGCCUGGGACCAGCGUCUGCCAUCUCUGAAAUAACAGCAGAAGUACAUAACUUCCAGCUAAUUCGAGGGCCGGGUGACAACAAGGCAGGUCCCUCGACCCUACUGGCCUUCAAGAGUUCCCAGGAAAGCCCAGAGAAUGAUCUAGAGCUGGGCCUUGGAGUGGAUGACAAGAACCCCAGCAAAAGCCCUAGCAACCGCUGCAGCAGCUCAGCAGCCAAUGGGAGCCUGCCCCGGGAAAGGCUGAUGCACCAGGCCGUGGAGGACCUGCCACAGGGAGUGGACCCUGCCCGCAAGGAGUUCUAUCUCUCAGACUCUGACUUUCAAGACAUCUUUGGGAAAUCCAAGGAGGAGUUCUACAGCAUGGCCAAGUGGAAGCAGCAGCAAGAGAAAAAGAAGCUGGGCUUCUUCUGAUCUGGGGGACCCCUGCUCGCCACACGCCGAGUCUCCUCCUGGAAUAACUCCCCGUUCCUAAUAAAAAGCCAUUUGGUUGG